Molecule: messenger RNA, 1242 nt
Organism: Eucalyptus grandis
Lineage: Eukaryota; Viridiplantae; Streptophyta; Magnoliopsida; Myrtales; Myrtaceae
Product: probable serine/threonine-protein kinase PIX13
Exons: 6
Coding region: 6-1109 (367 amino acids)
Biological process (GO): protein phosphorylation
Molecular function (GO): ATP binding; protein kinase activity
Source: RefSeq, a predicted model, not a curated record
GAGAGAUGGGGGUGUGCUUCGGUACCCCUGACUUCCCUACUCCUAGCUAUGCUGGUCAUCUCAAAUCAGGAGCGAAGUGGAAAAUCACAACUUCAUCAUCUUCUGCAGCCAGCAAUAGCCAUGACUUGCUAGCUGCCCGCGACAAAAAGGCCUUCGGAGAUGGAAAGAUUGAGGCAGACCCCAGCUUGACCGUCUUCAGUUUCGCAGAGUUAAAAGAGGCAACCAAAAAUUUUCGAGCCGAUGCGCUGCUUGGAGAGGGAGGAUUUGGUUGUGUCUAUAGAGGGACGCUUCAUGGGAAGCAACAGUCUGGAAGGACAGAAACUAUAAUAGCUGUGAAAACAUUAAACCCGGAUGGUGCUCAAGGGUAUAGAGAGUGGCUGAGGGAGAUAGCCUUUAUUGGAAGGAUAUCUCACCCUAACCUUUUCAUUCUCCUGGGAUUUUGUCACGACGAUGAAAAUUUAGCUCUUGUUUAUGAGUUCAUGCCAAUGGGCAGUUUGGAAAACCAGCUAUUCGGAAAGGGCUCUACAGAUCAUCUUUCAUGGGAUGUACGCCUCAAGAUUGCGGUUGGAGCUGCCAAAGGCUUGGCCUUCUUGCACAGUUCUAACAUGAUACACAGGGAUUUUAAAAGUGCAAAUAUUUUGCUAGAUGGGUCUUACACGGCCAAACUCUCGGACUUUGGAUUGGUGAGGUCUGGUCCUCUAGACGACAAGACACAUGUUUCAACACAGUUUAUUGGUACCGAUGGCUAUGCUGCACCUGAAUACAAAAUAACCGGGCAUCUGACUGUAAAGAGUGAUGUUUAUAGUUUCGGCGUUGUGCUGCUUGAGAUACUAACAGGUUUGAGGGCGUGUAACCCACGGUCUCCAACGGGCCUGGCUACUUUAGUGAAGUGGGCCCUACCACACUUACACAGUGAGGGAAAACUGAGUACUAUAAUGGACUCGAGAUUGAAGGGUGAACAUUGUGAAGAAUUUGCAUUCCAAAUAGCACAACUAGCUUUAAUAUGCCUCAAUCUAACUCGUAAGCUGCGCCCUUCCAUGUCUGAAGUCGUGGAAGUACUAGAAUCAAUAGAAGCUGCCAGUGUCAAUAGAAUACUACCGAAUGCUUGAAUUUAUUUGUUAUGUUGUUUGGAUUUCAUGUGAUGGGAUCAAAGUCUGUUGCUUCUUGGGAUUAAUCUUGGGCUUUGAAUGUUGAAUGUUCUUUUCCAUUGUACCCGGUAGUAACUAGGUGUUGUGUUUUCUU